AUGAAGAAAGGUGUCAGCUUCCUGGUUGCUGUUGCCCUCAUGGCAUUGGCUUCCUCUCUUGUCGCUGCCUUUGAUCCAAGCCCACUUCAGGACACUUGUGUUGCCAUUCCUGAACCCAAAAAUGCAGUAUUUGUAAAUGGAAAGUUCUGCAAGAACGCAAACCUGACUGUGGCCGAGGAUUUCUUCUUUCAAGGGCUGAAUAUUCCAGGAAACACAGCAAAUCGAGUGGGCUCAAAUGUCACUACAGUAAAUGUUGAUGCAAUACCAGGACUUAACACUCUUGGGAUAUCACUGGUUCGUAUAGAUUAUGCACCCUAUGGUCAAAACCCUCCUCACAUGAUCACUCACCCUCGUGCCACUGAGAUCCUCACUGUCUUGGAGGGAACACUCUUAGUUGGCUUUGUCACAUCCAACCCUCAAAACCGCCUCUUUAGCAAAGUCCUCAACAAGGGAGAUGUUUUUGUGUUCCCUAUAGGUCUCAUUCACUUCCAAUUCAACAUUGGGCACACUAAUGCAGUAGCCAUUGCUGGUCUGAACAGCCAAAAUCCAGGUGUAAUCACCAUAGCCGAUGCAGUGUUUGGAUCAAAUCCACCCAUCAAUCCUGAUUUCCUUGCCAGGGCCUUCCAGUUGGACAAGAAGGUGGUUGAAUACCUUCAAGCACUAUUCUAGUUGGAAAAUAUAGAAAAUUAA
Vitis vinifera (wine grape) is the source of this 690-nucleotide messenger RNA. RefSeq names its product germin-like protein subfamily 1 member 7. Gene Ontology annotation, cellular component: cell wall. Lineage: Eukaryota; Viridiplantae; Streptophyta; Magnoliopsida; Vitales; Vitaceae. The transcript has 2 exons. The coding region runs from base 1 to 669 and encodes 222 amino acids. The record is from RefSeq and is a predicted model, not a curated record. Gene Ontology annotation, molecular function: manganese ion binding.